This is a messenger RNA of Megalops cyprinoides (Indo-Pacific tarpon), 3481 nucleotides long. It is a transcript of the gene ehd2b, whose product is annotated as EH-domain containing 2b. Lineage: Eukaryota; Metazoa; Chordata; Actinopteri; Elopiformes; Megalopidae. Bases 836 to 2491 code for a protein of 551 amino acids. Gene Ontology annotation, molecular function: GTP binding; calcium ion binding; protein binding. The transcript has 7 exons. Gene Ontology annotation, biological process: endocytosis; endosomal transport. The record is from RefSeq and is a predicted model, not a curated record. Gene Ontology annotation, cellular component: plasma membrane; cytoplasm.
GAACUUCUGCAGCAGACUUUCCAGGGCUUGCCCCAGAGUUUGUCAGAGAGCAGAUGAAGGGUGGUGUGGGGAGAGAGAGCGCGAGAGCAUUCUGUGUAUUCCACUGUUUAAUGUUUUCUCACAGCCUUUCCAGCUCGAAGAGAGAAGAGUGCUGCCAGACACCCGUAUCAGCUGAAACUUAUUAGUCUCUACUGGAAGACUGUAAUUUAUAAAAAAAAAAAAAAAACAUCCACGAUUUAGUACACACAAGUUUACUGACAAGCACGCACCCAGGCAAAGACAGAUGUAUCUCUGUGAGAGUUCUGUUUUUAAUUUCUGAGAUGUCAAAGUAGUUUAUGUGCCUGCGAAAGAGGGUGUGAUAUCAACCCAUUUUUUAAAGUGACGACGAAUUACAUUUUCAUUAUAUUUGUUUGUAUUUUGCGUUUGCUGCUCUUCUGCCGGUGUCCACCAGACCUCCAUCUCUACCCACAGAGACAAAAAACUGAUAGUCACUGACAGUAACUUUCCAAAGAGGGGGAAGACCCAACAGCAAACAUUUAUUUACAGACAAGCCUUAUUUACAUAACUAUAUGAGCCAAUUUGUUCAGACAGACAGACCCAAGCAAUAGUAUGACACCCAGAUAGGCAGUCACAUUGAAUCAAAGUUAGACUGAAGCCUCCUGCAAAAUAAGACGGCCAGGUAGACAUUGGUCUUAAGUCUAGAAAACACAAGAAGUUACUCUGAAGUUCACAGACAAAAAACGCAGGCAAACACAACAAGGAUCGAGGUCAUUAAUUAGCAGGCACAAACUCAAAAAGUCAUCAACGGUCACACUCCCUUCAGUUCCAUAUCGCCAUGUCUCGCUGGGGACGAAAAGUUGACAAGAUCCAGAAGACACCAGAGGUGAUCCGGACAGUGACUGAGGGGCUCAAGUCACUGUACCGCAAGAAGCUGCUGCCCUUAGAACAGUAUUAUGGCUUCCACGACUUCCACUCGCCCAGCUUAGAGGAUGCAGACUUCGACAACAAACCCAUGGUGCUGGUGGUGGGGCAGUACUCUACAGGGAAGACUACCUUUAUCAGGUACCUCCUCGAGCAGGAUGUCCCAGGAAGCCGUGUGGGGCCAGAGCCCACUACUGACUGUUUCACAGCCAUCAUGCAUGGGGAGGUCGAGGGCCUCAUCCCUGGGAACGCCCUCAUCGUGGACCCCAACAAGCCAUUCCGCAAACUCAACCCCUUCGGAAACACUUUCCUCAACAGGUUCCAGUGUGCCCAGCUGCCCAAUCAGGUCCUGGAGAGCAUCAGCAUCAUCGACACACCAGGAAUCCUGUCGGGAGCCAAGCAGAGAGUGAGCAGAGGUGAGAGGAGCAGAACAGGCUAUGACUUUCCAGCUGUCCUGCGCUGGUUUGCAGAGCGGGUGGACCGCAUUAUCCUGCUGUUCGAUGCGCACAAGCUGGAGAUCUCGGACGAGUUUUCCGAGGCCAUCGGGGCGCUGCGCGGGAACGAGGACAAGCUGCGCGUGGUGCUGAACAAGGCCGACAUGGUGGGCACCCAGCAGCUGAUGCGCGUGUACGGUGCCCUCAUGUGGUCGCUGGGGAAGGUGUUCGGCACCCCCGAGGUGCUGCGAGUCUACAUUGGCUCCUUCUGGUCCGAGCCGCUCAUGGUGACAGACAACCGCCGGCUGUUCGAGCUGGAGGAGGAGGACCUGUUCGCUGAUAUCCAGAACCUUCCGCGUAACGCGGCCCUGCGCAAGCUUAACGACCUGGUCAAGAGGGCACGACUAGUGAGGGUUCAUGCCCACAUCAUCAGCUAUCUGAAGCAGGAGAUGCCUUCGGUGUUCCGCAAGGACAACAAGAAGAAGAACCUGAUCUACCAACUGCCUGUCAUCUUCUCCAAGAUUCAGCUGCAGCAAAACAUCUCCGCUGGUGAUUUUCCUGACUGUGCCAAGAUGCAGGAGCAGCUUUUGGCUCAUGACUUCACAAAGUUCAAGCCUCUCAAGCCCAACCUGAUGGCUGCCUUGGACGAGCUGCUGUCCACCGACAUCGCCAAGCUGAUGCCACUUCUGCGCCAGGAGGAGCUGGAGGCGGGCGUCCAGCCUGGGGUGCAGGGCGGAGCCUUCCUGGGGACCCGUGCGGGGCCCUUCAUGGAGGGCGACCCCUUUGCCCAAAUAGAGGAGGCCGGGGAGGGGGCCGAAGAAGGAGAAGUGGAAUGGGUGGUGACGAAGGACAAGCCCAAGUAUGACGAGAUCUUCUACAACCUCGCGCCCAACGAGGGCAAACUCAGCGGCACUAAGGCCAAAGACUGGAUGGUCAGCACACGCCUGCCGAACUCCGUGCUGGGCCGCAUCUGGAAGCUCUCGGACGUGGACCGCGACGGCAUGCUGGACGACGAGGAGUUCGCCCUGGCCAGCCACCUGAUCGAGGUCAAACUGGAGGGGCACGGCCUGCCCCCAGAGCUGCCCGCUCGCCUGGUGCCACCCUCCAAGCGUCGGCACAAAGGCUCUGAUGCAUAAACUCCACGCCUCCUGGGGGCUGCCACUGAUUCUGGCACCUGGUGAUCUCACCGCUGCCAUCCUCUCUAUAUUCCUGGGUCUGUGUGUGUCUUUCACUCUCUGUAUCUGUGUACUUUGUUAAUCUCUGCACACUGUCUAGCAGAAACAUACUACAGUCAUCUGGAACUGGUGGCCAGCCUCUUCCAAGCUCUUUGCAUUCCUUUUUUUCCACUCCCUCAUUUCCUCUGCUUCUGAAUAGACCAGCGUCUCUUCUGCCUCUGACACACAACUGAAACCCCAGACGAUGUGAUACCACCCACACUGUGCCCUCUCCUUUACACAUUCCCCUAAAGAACUAACUACCUUUCACACAGUGUGGGUGCAGAGAGGUGGCUCUGUUUAUAGAGAUGAAAUGUUAUGUCUAAUCACUGAUACAGUGUAUUAGCAGCAAUAACACUAACUCCCAUUGUGUCUGUGCCUGAGUCCACCAGCUGGCAGCCCCAUGUUUUUUAAUGUGAUUUUUCACGUCAGCCUUCUUUGUGAAGACCCAGAUGUAUAAAUGGGUUCCAGAACAUGGAAGGUGUGAAACUGUAAGCAUUGCAACUCACCUUGUGUAAGGAUUUCUGCUAAGACAAAAAAAUAAUGUGAUAUAAUAUGUAGCCAAGUGUACAUGUACUACCACUGUGUCAAUACAUUGACCGCAACACUAAGUGUGGCUUGCCCUUUUGUAACACACUGAGGACCAUGGUGCUGUACCUAAUCAGUCUACAGUGUCCUGGGUGACUGGUAACCCAACUGCACAUCCACUGAGACAGCUUCCACACCUAUAUCAUGACACAACUACACUUGUUCUUUUUUCUACAAACUACAGAAGAAGUUCUCCAUGUACUCUGAAAAAAUGUCACACAUUUAGAAACCCUGCUACUUUGCUGAGCUGGAGUGUUGCAGUCUGGACAGUUUGAAAGAUAACUGGCCAAAUGAUAAAACUUGUUACUGACUACUGUGCAAAGC